UCUUCCAUUUGGCGUGAAAACCAUUUGGAGGCAAUGAGCCAUGAAGCUCAUACAGAGCAUUAAACAGAAGAUCGGGGAGGAUGAGGAUGCUGCAGAGAAGCCACGUCCCGCAGCUCCAGGGCGAGCCAAAGUGGCCGAGACCGGCUUUCCAACUCUGCCGAAGCUCCGCGACGAGCCCGCGUCUGAGCGGCCGGAACUCUUUCGGCAGAAGCUGCAGGCGUGCUGUAUUAUCUAUGACUUCAGCUCUGAGACCAACCUGAAGAGCAAAGAGUCCAAGCGGCAAAGUCUGCUGGAGAUGGUGGAGUUCGUCAACAGCAGCCGCGCGGCGUUUCAGGAGUCCUUGAUUCCGGAGAUUGUGAAGAUGGUUGGGUGCAACAUUUUCCGGGCUCUGCCUUCCAAGGAUCGCUCCUUCGUUUGUUUGGGCGACGACGAAGAGGAACCGACUUUAGAGAAGGCUUGGCCUCAUCUCCAGAUCGUUUACGAGUUCUUCCUUCGCUUUGUGGUCUCGAACGAAAUCGAUCCAAAGGUGGCGAAGGCCUCUUUGAACGCAGACUUCGUGGCACAGAUGAUGGAACUCUUUGACUCAGAUGAUCCGCGUGAACGGGAUUAUGUGAAGACCAUCCUCCAUCGGAUCUAUGGAAAGUUCAUGACCUUACGCUCCUUCAUUCGCCGUGCGAUCCAACAGACCUUCUACAAGGUGAUGUAUGAAAGCGACGCCUACAAUGGCGUGGGCGAGCUGCUAGAGAUCAUGGGGAGCAUCAUCAAUGGCUUUGCGCUUCCGCUGAAGGAAGAGCACAAGGACUUCUUGGUGAGGGCAUUGAUACCGCUGCACAAGUUGAAAUUCUUGGCGGGCUUCCAUCAACAGCUGUCCUACUGUAUGUCGCAAUAUGUGACGAAGGACCCACGCUUGGCGUUGGUGAUCGUUUCGGCCAUGCUGCGGUAUUGGCCCACCACCAUUACCUCCAAGCAGGUGCUGUUUCUAAACGAGUUGGAAGAACUUUUGGAGCUAACGAAGCCUCCGGAGUUUGUUCAGAUGCAGGAGCCGUUGAUCCAGCGAAUAGCGCAGUGCAUCAUGUGUCCUCAUUUCCAGGUGGCGGAACGAACGUUGUUCCUCUGGAACAACGACUACAUCGUCCGUUUGAUCACCUCCAGUCGCAAGGUUCUUUUCCCCGCCAUCAUUGGAGCCUUGUACACCAACUCCAAGCUUCACUGGAGUAGUGCAGUUCAUGGCUUGACCUUCAACGUUCUGAAAUUGCUGAUGGAAGCCGACCCACAGCUGUUUGAUGAAUGUUCAGCCAAUCACAAAGAGAUGUAUGACGAGCUGGAGGAGCAAACCGCUUUGAGAGAACAUCGCUGGGCGACAUUGCAGGACCUCCAUGACCGGAAAGCAAUCAAAACUGCAUGACCGUUGUGGUGAUUGCGAGAUGCACCCGCAGCAAGACCAUGUGGUUCCACGCCACAAAAAUCGAUAAACGACACCAGAAGAGC
This is a messenger RNA of Cladocopium goreaui, 1488 nucleotides long. Lineage: Eukaryota; Dinophyceae; Suessiales; Symbiodiniaceae. The record is from the annotation of a GenBank genome assembly.